This is a messenger RNA of Arachis ipaensis, 1436 nucleotides long. NCBI's taxonomy places the organism in Eukaryota, Viridiplantae, Streptophyta, Magnoliopsida, Fabales, Fabaceae. The record is from RefSeq and is a predicted model, not a curated record.
UUUAAGUUUUAACUUUUAACACAUGUUUUUAAUUUUAUUUAUAUAAUUUUAUAUAUUUUUUAAUUAUGAUCUUAACUAACGCUACUUUCCUGCCUGUGAUACUACACAGUCCUAACAACCAGAAAGCAUUUCAAAUUCAAGAUAAACAAUACUGACGUAAAUAACAAUACUGCCUAUUAUUAUUAGCUCUACGUUAAAACUCAAAUUUAGUCUACUAACAAAUGACCCAUGUUUUUUAUUAAUCUAAUAAAAGAAAAAUAUAUAUUCCAAAAUUUGCUUAUUGUUUUAGAUUUGAAAUUUAAAAUUUGAAAUAAUCACAUACAUUGUGGUUCCAAUUUUCAUCGAUUUUCAACUUCCUGAUCAUAAACUGAAUCGCCGUCACCAUGGCCAAAAGCAACGACGUCACCAUGGCCACGAGCAAGGAGGAUGUGGGAUUGCUGAACCCGAACCUGGACAAGAUGCUAUCAAUCCCACUGAAAAAGAGUGAUCCGGUGGAGCUGUACCAGCCGUUACGCAAGUUGGUAGCUACAAAAUUCUCAGAGAGCGAUGCAGAGAAAGUUGAAAGCGUUCUGGAAACCCUAAACAAAUGUCGCAGUGACAUGGUGGAGCGAGGGGACCUCUCCCUUCCCAUGCAACGUGAUUGCCUCAUCCACUACUUCAAAUGCCUCUGCAUGGUUGAGCCACUCUUCACCGCUGACUCCGACGACUCCGACGGCAUCAUGUUUUUCUGGUACGACGCCUUCGACCCUGACUAUAUAUGUGUGGAUGGAGUCUCCUCCCAUAAGAGUAUCCAAUUGGAGAAGGCUGCUGUUCUCUACAACCUUGGCGCCAUAUACAGCCAGAUUGGAGCCUCUUGCGACCGCACCACCGCCCUUGGCCGUCACCUUGCAAUGGAUGCCUUCAAUGCCGCCGCCAAAUUCUUCUCGGAACUCUGGAAGGGUUUCGCCAAGGACAUCUCCGCCACCUUCGACUUGACUCUCGUCUUCACCGAGACGCUGCACCAGCUGUUCUCCGCUCAGGCUUCGGAGCUCAAAUUACAGCAACAACUCGACGACGACAAAAGCAACAACGACGCCAGUUCCGCUUUCCAAAAACAUCGAUGUGCCCAUUUGUUUAAAUCGGUUUCUAAGCAUUAUGGGAGAGCAUAUGAUCUGAUACUAAGUGAUCCGGCUGCAACCAAACAUGUCUGCUUAUUUGACGAAACUUGGAUACCUCAUCUUCAUCAGAAGCAGAAAUUCUUUCGGAAAGAGGCUCGUCAGAGGAAAUCAUUCAUCCUACCCGAACCCAAGCGACCUAAAACAUCCUCAUCGGUCCAAUCUUGUCCUCUUGAUCAUGAUGCAGAAUCCAUCACGGAAAAAUUAUUGUACACUUCUUAUGACGAAGAAAGAGUGCAUCUUCGAUUCGAAUUAGAGGAGUUAUUAGAUCCUUAUCUUUGA